AUGGCUCGGAAAGGUCGAUUCACGAAAAAAUCAAAAUUGGGACCAGGAUCUCACCAACCUCAAACGGAAGCGAAUGCGACUUUGGACUCCCACCAUGAUGGCUCUCAAAUUCUUCCGACCAAUGACGAAAGUGUCCCCGCAAGUGGUGAUAGUGUCCCCGCUACUUCACGUCCUUUCCGUCCCCCGCGAAACCAUCUAAAAUUGGAAGCUAAUGCUAAUGAGGAACCUCUUGUUGAAGAAGAAGUUGACGAGCUCCAUGAUGCUCCUGUGGUUCAGAGUCGCAGAGGACGCAAGACUACAGAAUUUUGGACUGUUAAGAUCAUAGAUUCUGAGGGCACAAUCAAGCCGGAAAAACUAAGCGUGAGGGAUGCUAUGGCACGACCUAACGGUAGGAAGAUCGUGCUCGGAUUCAACAACGCAAAGCAAGCAAUUGGAGACGAAGCUGGACUGUUGAGUGGCGUGCUUGGUCUGCUGGGAUCUGAUUAUGGAAAAUUUCUCAUCUGUAGGAAAAGUUGGCAUCAGAUUACCACUAAAGACAAAGUUUAUAACGAAUGUGUCAAGCAAAUUUUUCACUUCGAUGAGGAUAGCGAAGGAAUUAUUAAGAAAAAUAUGUUGAAAAGUAUGGGGAAGGCUUGGAAGGAAACAAGGCUGAGGUUGUAUGACCAUUUUUAUGAGCCAACAUUCACUACUGAUCAAAAUCUUGAGAAUCGACCACCGAGAAUUGAUCGAGAGCAUUGGAGAUGGUUCCUUGACUAUCGCGCCGAACCUGAGACGAAGGAGAAGUGCAGAAAAAACGUGGAGAAUCGAUCAAAACAACAAUAUACCCACACUGACGGCUCGAAAAGCUUCGCACGGCGGCUGGAAGAGGAGAAGGAAGAACAAGAAAGGAUAGUCGGUAGAGGAGAGUUAUGGAUUAAGGUGCACAAAAAGAAGGAUGGCUCAUAUAUGAAUGAUGAAGCAAGAGCAAUUGGUGAAAGAAUUGAGGAAAUUGAACAACAGGAUGAGUCUGCCAGAAUGUUGUCUCAAAAUGACUCCAUUGCUCAGGUUUUUGGAAAAGAAAAACCGGGUAGAGUACGUGGUAUGGGUUUUGGACCGACUCCUAGUCAACUAUUCGGUUCGAAUUCACAUGCGCCUGUCAACGGAGUCCAACUAGAAGAGACCCAGAGGAGGCUGUUUGAACUGCAGGCAAAGCUGGAAGGUGAGAAGUUGAAGAGGAAGGCGAUGGAGGACGAGGCAGCAACAGAGAAGAAAAAGAUGAAGGCAAUGGAGAGUGCUCUGGUUUAUCUGUUUCAAAGGCAAGGUGUGGAGUUACCACCAGACAUCGCUGCAGGGAUGAGUUUCAUUGAAUGA
Arachis duranensis is the source of this 1350-nucleotide messenger RNA. RefSeq lists its product as uncharacterized. The coding region runs from base 1 to 1350 and encodes 449 amino acids. The transcript has 7 exons. NCBI's taxonomy places the organism in Eukaryota, Viridiplantae, Streptophyta, Magnoliopsida, Fabales, Fabaceae. The record is from RefSeq and is a predicted model, not a curated record.